Messenger RNA from Xenopus laevis (African clawed frog), 4027 nucleotides. It is a transcript of the gene fam43a.L, whose product is annotated as family with sequence similarity 43 member A L homeolog. Lineage: Eukaryota; Metazoa; Chordata; Amphibia; Anura; Pipidae. The record is from RefSeq and is marked predicted.
GGAACUAGCGGCAGACAAGGAGGGAGGAGCGCAUGGUACAUGCAAUGAUCGCUACCAGGCGCUGUACACUGAUAAAUCCCCGCUGCUCCCAUAUCAGCACGCAAUGCGUUAUUAAUCGCGCUGUGAGUGCGCCCAGCGCUUCGCUCUCCCCGGCUGCUACUUGCACAGCGACAUGCUGCCCUGGAAGAAAAGCAAAUUCGACCUGAUCGAGGAGGAUCCGAAGCAGGGGAAGCAGAAGGGCUAUGCAGUGAGCCUCAACUACAGCGCUCUCACCUCCUUCGCCAAGUCCUGCCCGGAGGGGGCCCUGACUCGGGUGGGCAGCAUGUUCAAGUCCAAGAGGAAGAAGAUCAAGAUCACGGGGGAAGACCCGACAUACACGGUGCUGUACUUGGGCAACGCUACGACCCUUCAGUCCAAGGGAGAGGGCUGCACGGACCUAGCGGUGAGCAAGAUCUGGAGCAAGAGCGAGAUGGGCAAACACGGCACCAAGAUGAAGCUGACUAUCAGCUCGCAGGGGAUCCGCAUGGUGCACGUGGAAGACAAAGCCAAGCGACCCGGCCACCUGUAUCUGCUGCACCGAGUCACCUACUGCGUGGCCGAUCCCCGGCUGCCCAAGAUUUUCGCCUGGAUCUACCGGCACGAGAUGAAGCACAAGGCGGUGAUGCUGCGCUGUCACGCGGUGCUGGUGUCCAAGCCCGAGAAGGCGAAAGCCAUGGCCCUGCUCCUGUACCAGACCUCCGCCAACGCCCUGACCGAGUUCAAGAGGCUCAAACGGAGAGAGGAUUCCCGGCACCAGCAGCAACAGCUGAUCGGCGAGCACAGCAUCCCCUUAGUCCCCAUGAGGAAGCUCCUCAACGGACAGUGCUGCUACAAACCCCCCGUGGAGCGGAGCCGGAGCGCUCCCAAGCUGGGCUCCAUCACGGAGGAUCAGCAGGGGGAGGAGGAGGAGGAGAGGGCGAUGAGCUUCGAGUGUGAGGAUGUGCUGGAUACCGGGGGUGGAGGGGAGGCUGAGGAGGAGGAGGAGGUGGUGAAGCGGGAGCUGUCUCAGCUUAUCAGUGAUCUCGGGGAGAUGAGUCUGGGCAAUGACUUGCAGACCCUGAAGGCGGACCUGAGAGUGACCAGGCUCCUGUCCGGGGAGAGUACGGGCAGCGAGUCGUCUAUAGAGAGUAACCAGGACACCGGGCCCAUCACCAACGGCUUUGAGGAGUGCAGAGAAGCAGAGACUGUAUGAGCAGGGCCACAGGGGCCCACCGACUGCCUCAUCCUCACUCACUGUCACCAAUAUAAAGCCAGAAUAGUGGCCCUGGGGGGAAUGGGUUUUUCAUCAGGGGUGCCCACCUGGUUCUUUCUUUUUCAUCUUCAGAACAGACCAUUAACUCGCAGUUUUUCAACAAGUAAUUUAAUGUAAAGUGACUGGUACCAUAUUUUAUUGAGAUAUUGAUUCCCUGAUGGCACCUUUAUCCUGCAGGAGAUCUUUUGCUAUGGAACCUGCCUGAUUGUGAGGAUCCCUGUUGCUGGUAUAGACUGGCGAUCUCCAGCUGGCGGCCCUGUGCUUGUAUAAUCCUUAUGAGCAGGCUUCAGCUGUUGGGGGUACUGGAUGAUACUAUAGAUCAGGUGGAGGGUCACUGGACAGACAUUACUGAGUAGCUAUUAUGCAUUGCACCUGUCUACAAAGUGGAAAUUGAUUUCUGAAACUGAAGGUGGUGGGAAAAUACGGAACACCAUUUGAAUGCACAAUGACCGCAAUAUGGGGUGUGUGUAAGGGAUCCACUUAGUAAUGGGGGUCAAGGUAAAUUCCAUAACAAACACAAACCAGGUUCCUUUCCAUGGCCAGUAACAGUUUUGUGCUGUGGGUGAGUGUCAGGUGACUAUAUAUUGCAAUGGGUUGCACACUUUUCUGACGCUCUAGUUUAACUACCCAUUGUUGCAGUGAAUGUGUUGAGGUGCAAUAAUGUGCAAGCCCCUAUAACUCAACACCUUAAAGAAUUAUUGGGUCUCUGUAUGUGGGGAAAACUUAAAUAACACCAAGAGUAACUUUAUGUAGUAAGACGGCUGUGGAAUAAUUGUAAAAGAACUGGUUCACUGUCAUAGAUCUGAGGGUCAUAGCUGCCAAAGGGCAAACGGGCAAUCCUGCACAAGCGUCUCCAAAAAAUAAUCUAAACCAAUAGGAUUAUGUAUGCUGUGACGAUAGCGUGGAUUAAUGGAAGUUGAACAUAACAUGUAUGUGCAUCUCCUAGUAAGGACAGCAACUGUGAAGUCAUGUAUACAGUAAAGCAGAUAGUGUGUGUGCAAUAAUUCUUUUGGGGCCUAAUGCAAGUUGUAUGAACCUGUGGUGCUUAUUCACCAGAGAACAGUAUUAUUUCUAACACAUCCUAUAAUUACUGUAAUGAAACCUUGUUUCAGAAAGAAAUAUACCCUAAGACCUAGCUUGCAUUACAGGCUAGAGCAAAAAAGACUUUCCUUUUUUGACAUUAUAAACCUAUAUAAUACAACUAUUUAUAGAAUGGACCAACCUCUUCUAAUUAAUUAAUGGAUUGCCAGGGUUGAGGGCAUGAGAUAUAUAUUUAAUUUUUUUUUCAGCAGCCCUGGGUUUUUGAGGAUCUUUGUGCCAUUUUUCCAGAUGGGAUUAAGACUAGUUUUCUUGCGUAGACAGAGUACCAAGGAAUACACGCACAUGUAAGCACUCUUUGAGGGUCAGUCUGCUCAUACAAGUAGGCAAAGUUGGCUCCAAAUAAUAACAUGGGAUAAUGUGAGAUUGUAUGUGCGAAUGGUCAGUGCCACUUGUAGAUAUACUGAUUUUGCACACUUCUUAUGUUAAAAAUAGUGGCAAUAUCUUUCUACACUCCAAUAAUUGUUCCUUCUCUCUUGUAUCUGGGACAUAGGUGUACAUGUAACGGUGGUAGGUAAUAGCACUGGAUUUGCCAAACUCUUUCAUUGUGUAUGUAAACCCUAAGCCACCUGGGAAAGCUGACCGUGAGAAGAGGUUUAACAACAUGCAAUAGAACAUCCAUGUAGUAAUACAUGCACUCACCAUGGUACCUGGUACAAGUGGAGCCUAAGUUAAGUAGGCAUGGGCUUGUAUCAUUGUACUUCUUGUAUCUGAUGGUAUCUCAUCAUGUGGGAGACAACACCAUGCUGUCUAUUAUCCAUUUAGCAGUGCUGACUACAUCAUUAACUAGCAGUAAGCUACAGGAUAUAUGCCCAUGCCUUAAACUUGUAUUUUAUAUUUAAAUAUCCAUUUAAUUAUUCUUUCUAUCUUUUCAUGUGCUUCUAAACCCUAUUUCAGUUAUAAAUAGGCAUUGCAAGUCCACACUGUGGCCCCUUGGGUUUCUUGGACUGCAGCAAUUGGGGAGUCACUGGUUGAACAAUCUCCAUUCCCCCCUCAUCUGACAGUGUUUCCCAACACUAUAUAGAUGGAUAACAGCACAGUAAGGCAAAACGGAGAGAGAGAGACUGGCAAAUCCUAAGUGGCGGAAUUAAUACUUUUAAACACUACGACUGGCCAUACAUUUUACUUACAAAACAAGCUGCAGUACAUGUGCCCCAUAAUGCAUUUCAAUUGUCGGAGGGGAACAAUUAGCAAUGUUUCCAUUCACAUGCACAGGCUUGGGAUCUAGCUUUAUACCUCAGAAUAGCACCACCUAACAGCUAACACUCCACUUCUAAAUCAGCCUGUAGAACCUGGUACCGUAUUAUGUUUACACUUUGUUUUUGGAACCAGCCCAAAGGGAUCACAUCCUGUUUUCGAUCUCAUGACAUUCCAUAAUGGGGUUUUUUUUGUUUUUUUUUUAAUACUUGCACUGUUGUGAAGUACUUUGCCAGUGUUUCAUAAUUGUAAAUAGAUCUAUUUUUUUGUACAUAUUGUAAAUCACAUAAAUAUAAAUGUUAUCUUUGCUGUGCAAAAGAAAAAUUGUUGUUGUUCUCCUGUAAAUAUUUUGUGUAUAUAAUUUCUUUUUGUUACUUUAUAAAGGACAUCACUGUUCUGAUGUUUGUUUGCACACAUGAAAAAUAAAUUAAUAUAAGGUUA